This is a messenger RNA of Linepithema humile (Argentine ant), 3374 nucleotides long. The record is from RefSeq and is a predicted model, not a curated record. Lineage: Eukaryota; Metazoa; Arthropoda; Insecta; Hymenoptera; Formicidae.
UAUGAGUAGGUACUUUUAUUUCUCCACCCGCUCUUGUCCCCGACACUCAAUUCUCCAACUCGUCUGUGUACUCGAGUUUUUUUUCUUUAAUGACUCCUUAUUGCUAACCGACGAUUCUCUUUAUCUUUCACGUGACGACUCGUCUACCGGCGAAUUCCAAAAGCUGCGGGUCCAGGUGUGCUUCGCCGUUGCGAACAUUAGAAGGCUCUUUGCGAAUUAUCGCAUUUCCCCCUCGCAUCGUUCUCUUGCAAAUGUUUCCCUUGCAAUUCCUCAAACGGUCUUAAUAGUUAAGCAAAAAGUAUUACAAUUCGGCAACGUGCGUAUGUCUUUCUAACUAUUUGCGAAUUUUUUUGCGACGAAGACUGUGUGUUUUAUGCGAGACAAAAUGGAGAACGAUUCUUUCCUAUAAACUCGCGAUGUUUAUAUAUAGAUAUUCACAAAUUAUUUCUAAUUAUUAUUCACAAUCAUUUUUCUUAUAUUUAUGUUCAUCUCCGGCAUUUUUUGCACGAGAGAGCAAACUUCGCAGGAGCGUUAUAACUAUAAUCGAUAACCCUGGCGAUCGUGUACGCGCACCUGUCGUACUGGUACCAUUUGCACAGGUAAAAAGAUGGCGGUACAACGGUGCUAUGGUGGUUGACGGUGCUGAUGCAGUCCGUGGUCGUCAGUUCUGAUAGAACUACCGGCGCUGACGAUUAAUUCAUCGCUUUCGCACAUAAUUCCGCAAUAGAUAACGAAUGAUUUCGCUUAUACUUCAAGUAUUCAACUAAAAGUGUUUAAUUGACUCUUGAUAAUUCGUCGCGCGCGUUGUGACAUUGACCGAUAAUAUAUUUUAAUUUAAAACGCAUGUUUGAAACAUCACGAAAAUUCUACGAUAUUGAAUCAUUGACUUCGGCUGAAACAAGCUAGCAAUCUAUCGGCAAUAUCUUGAAGAAGUGACGCAAAAACUAUCGACAACAAUUUUCCAUCGAUCAAAGCUAGCAACCAAUUGUGCACUUGUGUUAUUAAUUUAAAUCCAACUAAUUCUAUUCUGCGUGGACGUCAUUAUUGGCCCUUACAGUCGUGACGGUGUAGAUUCUGUGUGCUGCUGCUGCUACUGCUGCUGCACUCGUCGGAAUCAAUUCUUUUGAAUAUUUGAUGCGCCGAGUGCCUCCGCCCUCCCGGAACUCCGGCUCGUGUUCGUUCGUCGGCGCUUAUCGCGCUCGCAUCGCGCGCGGGUAAUGAGAGACGGCGAAAAUGAGGAUAGACCUGGCGGAAGUUGAAGUAUCGACGGAGGACAGCACGCCCGCCACCCCCGCCGUCUCCGUCGCAGUGGACAGCGGCAGCAUGGACAGCACGGCGGACGAUUACGAUGGUGCCGAGGCCGAACUCACGAGCCUCUCCUGGCUGCAAUCGCUGGACAUCACGAGCGCGUCCGGCCUGCCGACGCCGCCCUGCUCGCCGUCGCCGCCGCCGGUCGCUCGCCAGCCCCCGAAGAAGCUGUCGCCCUUGAUCAAGGCCGAAUUAGAUCUCGCGGAGAACGCUGAGAAGUAUCGAACGGAUCCGGACGCGAAGCCGCCGUUCUCCUACGCCACCAUCAUUUGCCUCGCGAUGCGCGCCAACAACAACAAGGUCUCGCUCUCCAACAUCUACGCGUGGAUCCGAGAGAAUUUUCUGUUCUACAAAUACGCCGAUCCGGCCUGGCAGAAUUCGAUUCGACACAAUCUCUCGCUGAACAAGUGCUUCGUGAAACUGCCGCGCUCCAAGGACGAGCCGGGCAAAGGCGGCUUCUGGAAGCUGGAUCUCGAGAGGAUGGAGGAGGGCAAGCGGUCCAGACGCCGCUCCGCGAUCUCGCAGCGGGUUCGCGGGGGCUCGAAGAGGCACGCCGCGACAAACUCGACAACGAUGACGACGACGACGACGACGACGACGACGGCAGCGGCGGUGGCGGCGGAAACGGCGACGGCGACGGCGACGCUCAUUGCUCUUCAAAACGGCAGCAACAGCUGCACGCCGCCCACCAGCUGCUUGUCCAGCACCCUGUACGAGACCCCGCCCAGUAGCGUGUCGCCCCCGAUCCCGGACAGUCUGUCGGAGGUGCCGGAAACGACGCAGGUGAGCCUGAGCGAGGACGACUUUACGAGUCUACUGAUCGCCGGCUGGGACGAGAACAAUCAACUGGAGCUUCUCGAUCUGCUGGACACCCUCUAAAUGGUACGAUGCUCUCGUGAAAAUUCACCUCCCGGAAAUCGACGGCUCUUCGAAAUAGAAAUACUUCUCUCCGGCGCGUCCCUCGACUUCCGUUCCACUCGAUUGGCGGCGGCUAAUAGAGUCGUGAGAGCGAUCAUCUGAAAGUAAUCCGAAUUUUUUAUCGCGAAAAACGCGAUUGCCACGAGACACCUGAAUACGACGAGUUAUCAUUACCGAUGCGAGAUUUCAUUCGCUCGAUGUACUGUUGAAAUGUCAGGGCGACAGUUUCAAGAUGCGAUUAAUUGCAACCGAGGCCGAAAACGUUGAAGAGAGAAAUAAGAAUCUUGGGAAAGGCGGAGGAAGAGUGAUGGAGAGAGAGAGAGAGAGAGAGAGGGGAGUAUUUUUUUUUUCUUCUUCCUUGAGCAGCGAGCUACAAGCGCAAAGAUGUAAUAACGCGCGAUUUCAACGCGCCAUAUAUAUGUAAUAAAAAUGGUCAUAUAUAUUUGACGUAUGUAAGAACUGAUGCCGAAAUGAUGGUAACGUGACAUGUAAUUCAUUGAAGUAUUAUUAGAUUUACGCCGCGGGACAUCCGCCGUAAUCGGUGGCGUUACACGCGAUGAAGAAUAUCAGUGCGUAUCUCGAGAUAUUUCGUGAAUUUUCAGCAACUUGUCCGAACAUUUCUUUUCGCGCCGCACUUUCACCUGUAUUCCGCAUCCUCUUGUCUCGAUUUCCUCAUCGUUGCAAGCCUCUUUUCAUGCAACAUUCUUAUCCCUUCGCACCGAUAUUCCUCCUCGCCUGUAGGAUGAUCGCGUUUCUCGCGGCAAAACGAUUCACGCAUCGUGCCUUCGAAUAAUUAGCAAGUGUCCCUUGUAUCAAUUUUUAAGCAGCGCGCCGGUCUACAUAUAUAUAUGAUAUGCAUAUAUGUAUGUGUGUGUGUGUGUGUGUGUGUAUGUGUGCCAGAUCGAUCGAUUAACGCGAUGCAUACGAUAUUGUCUAGCGCCGCGUUCGAACGACACUCACCAGCGAUUCCCCGAUUUAUUUUUACCGCGCGAGAGAGAAGAAAAGUGUACAUAACGCGCAUCUCAGAUGGGAUGCGAAUUGCAAUUGAUUGCGAAAUCGACGAGAUCUUACGGCGUACACGCACGGUGUACAUUGUGGGCGAGAUACUUACGAGUGCGGCGCAACGUGGUUUUCUAUUUUAUUAUCCU